This is a messenger RNA of Suillus clintonianus, 1118 nucleotides long. RefSeq names its product kinase-like domain-containing protein. Gene Ontology annotation, cellular component: cytoplasm. Gene Ontology annotation, biological process: protein phosphorylation; signal transduction. Gene Ontology annotation, molecular function: protein kinase activity; ATP binding. The record is from RefSeq and is a predicted model, not a curated record. The transcript is spliced from 4 exons. NCBI's taxonomy places the organism in Eukaryota, Fungi, Basidiomycota, Agaricomycetes, Boletales, Suillaceae. The coding region runs from base 30 to 737 and encodes 235 amino acids.
CCGAAGUUGGAUCACUUACGACCACUGGCAUGUAUUGGCAUCCCAACUUGGCCCCAUUUAUUGGUUUUUGUUACGAGGGCAUGCUAGGUUUGGCGCGCGUCCCCUGUCUGAUAACUCCGUUCUAUGAGAACGGGUCUAUCAUGGAGUACAUCAGAAAAAAAGAUAUCAAGCCUCAGGAUGCUGUGCGGAUGAAAUUGCUUUACGAUGUUUUAAAUGGAUUAAAUGAACUGCAUGACCAGGGUAUCGUUCAUGGCAACCUCAAACCCACAAAUAUUCUCAUUGACUAUCAAGGCAAUGCAGUGUUAGUGGAAUUCGGGCUCACUCCGAUGCCCUGGACUCUGAGGGAAAGACACAGCAAGUGGGAUUCGGACUGCUACUUGGCGCCCGAGUUGCUGUCAAUAACGCCAACGCCAACGCCAACGCCAACAUUUUCAUCAGACGUCUGGGCAACAGGGAUGGUGGGUCUACAGAUUCUCUCUGAAAAUAUCUCGGAUGUGGAAUACGAAAACUUGAACAUUGGCCCAUGGCUAGUCAUCGAUGCGUUGUUGGCUGAAAAAAAACCCGAGAAGGCGCAUUACCCUCACGUUCCGGAAGGUGCAUGGUCUGCAUUUUUGCUUUGUUGGGCUAUGGAACCGAUCACACGACCAACUGUGGCGACAUUGAAGGACUUGGACCUGGCUCGGAGCGAAGAUAUCAUGAUGUAUUUGUUUUGGCUUGUUGAAUUCCAAAGCUUGUGACCAUUUUCGGUUGCAUGGUUGAUUACCAAAUUGAAAGAGUGGCCCGUGCACUUGUUGUUUGUAUAAAAGGACGUUGUGAAUAUUAUGGAUCCUUACCACUCUGGCCUUUUGGCUUAGAUCAAGUGUAGUAUCUGUUCUUAAUAGUUUAACCACUAUUAUGAGGGCACCGCCCUCAUUCUUUGGUUAUCAAAUUUUUGCCGCCCUUGUUUCUUCGAGCUCUGCUUGCAACUCGGAGGACAUGAUGACCUUGCUGCUGCACUAUCGGCUUGCGUCGUCGGGGGAUUUCUUUUUCGGGAUAUGAUUUCUCUUUGCUCUGUAACUACUGCAUGGUCUCUCGACUGUUCAUGGUGCUUGGCAAACAGAAUUUAUCCUCACAAAUAC